Messenger RNA from Nezara viridula (southern green stink bug), 803 nucleotides. The record is from the annotation of a GenBank genome assembly. NCBI's taxonomy places the organism in Eukaryota, Metazoa, Arthropoda, Insecta, Hemiptera, Pentatomidae.
AUGCAUAGGUUUCUGAUUCACGCAUUAAGAACCCGUUCCAAUCCCAGAACAGUCGCUUCGAAACUUUCAAACGAUUUAUCGACUGGUUUGGGAGACCCAGGAUCGGGAGCUGGUAAAGGAGGAGGAGGUGGAGGGUCCAUCAGGAACACUGGAGGCGCCUUCGGGAAGCGCGAAGCGGCCCUCGAAGGGGAGUACUUCCACAAGAUGCAGAAGAAGCAACUCCAGAAGUUGAAGGAAAUGUUGGAUAGGGCGGAGGGCGACCUGGAAAAAGCACAAGAAGCAGUAAAUAAGACGAAAGAGAGACCUAGCAGGCUCAUUUUCGAUCGGACCAACAACUUCGCGAAAAGUUCGGACGAUCCAGGAUCAAGAGACGGAAGAGGGUCUUCGGAUGGAAAUGGAGACUACUUCAACGCGAUCGACGCUUUAAAGAAGCGUGAAGCAGACAUCGAAGAUGAAUAUUUUGCCAAAAUGCAGAAGAAGCAACUGGAGAAACUGACUGAAAGGCUGACGGGAAUAAAAAAACGUAUAGAAUACAAAGAAAGACCGCAAAUUUCCCCGAAGAUGCCCAAAUACGUUGAUGAAAGCGAAGAAAGUGAUGAAACCGAUCCGAAGAAAGGAAGAGGUGGAAAAGAUGAUUGAUGAAGGUGCCGAAAGCAUAAUAAAUCCACCAGUUGAAUGUUAAAUAAAGGUUUUUAUGUCAAAAUAUAUUUACAAUUCAUAUAUUUUCUUCUUUGUUAUUGUAACACUCACAAGUUUUUAAAUUUAAUCCUAUCGUUUACAAAUAUAACGAUAUCUAAUUCAAG